UCAAUGCUAUUAAGUUCUCAGUGCUAGGAACAGGAGUUGAAGUUAACCUCUCAGCCUCAUCAUCAACCUAGCUUAGCGAAGCACAAGACUUUUUUGAAGCUUUUCUGAUGAAAAUCCAUCUAAUUAUUGUCGCUUACCCCUGAGAAAGCGUUUACAAUUUUCAUUCCUCAAUUAAUGUUGAUUUCCGAAUAGCAUUGCUAAUCAAGCAACCCUCUAUUGAUAACAGAUAGACAAUACUGAUUCAUGCUUUCAUCACCGAUCGCCAAAGGAUAGUUUACGUAUCGCAUUUUCUUAGCAUCUCGGACUGGCGAAUACUGGACCAAUAAAGUCAGACUUAAUCCUAGCGGGCUCUACAAAUACAAAUGAGACACUACUAAAUCAACAGAUUUCAAAUCCUGUGGAUCCCCCACAAAAAGAGCUGCGGAUGGACGAUCCUCGUUUUCGCAUCACGCCUGUCCAACAGAUGGUUGCUGCGUGCGGAGGUGCAUUAAUUACUUCGUUUAUAGUAACUCCUUUUGAUGUGGUCAAAAUUAGACUGCAGGCACAGCAGAAGGACUUGAAACAGAAAUGUUUCAUCUACUGCAAUGGUUUAAUGGACCACCUUUGUCCAUGUGCCAACGGCAACAGUUCAAGCAACGAAUGGUUUCGUAGAAAUUCACAUUUCACCGGUACAGUGGAUGCAUUUGUGAAAAUCAGUCAGCGAGAAGGAAUCAGUUCCUUGUGGAGCGGCCUGAGUCCCACCUUAGUUUUAGCCUUACCAGCAACUGUCGUUUAUUUUGUCACGUAUGAACAGCUGAGGAUCAGAUUGAAAGAUUACGUCGCUAAAAAGUCCUUGAAAACUAAUGCUUCAACAGCGACGUCUUCUCAACCUCCCUGGAUUCCGUUAGUGUCGGGAGCAACAGCAAGGUUGUGGGCAGCUACAGCUGUCAGUCCCCUAGAAUUAAUUAGAACAAAAAUGCAGUCCAAGAAUGUGACAUACAAAGAAAUGCAAGGAGUCCUAGCAGGUCUCCUACAAAGUCAUGGCUGGAGAGGUCUGUGGAGAGGUUUAGGACCAACUUUGCUGAGGGAUGUUCCUUUUUCAGGUAUUUAUUGGGUCUCGUAUGAAACUUUCAAAUCUUCAACCAACAGUAAAUCUCCAUCAUUUCUGAACUCCUUCCUUGGUGGCAGCAUAAGUGGAACUAUUGCGGCCAUCAUAACUACGCCAUUCGAUGUUGCCAAAACAUACAAGCAGAUAGAUUUAAUGGACAAUGGUCCCAAAUAUGUAUCUACUGUUUCAAUCUUAAAAUCAAUCUACCAGUCUAGCGGUGUGCGUGGCUUAUUCAUGGGUCUCAUUCCUCGAGUUGUGAAAGUCGCGCCAGCAUGCGCAAUUAUGGUCGCUUUCUUUGAGUACGGGAAGAACUUCUUUCAAAAUCACAACAUGAACCAGUACAAACUCUCUAGGGGGCUAGCACUAGAGGCAGAAUCGAUGGAUUGAAACUCUGUUUCCUAUCUCUUGUUGCGAUAAAUUUUUGUUUACAGUUUGUGGACUGAAUCAUCGUGAUGAGUCUACUUAGGUCUGUAUAAGGUUAGAUACUGGUGCAUCUUAAGCGUAAUUAAAUCAACGUUUGUUGACAGCAAUUGAUGCGAGUCUGUGAGAACAGAAAAAUUCACUGAAAAAAGAAUUUCUGUGAUUGAAUAUCUUUACUUUUGAAUCAGUGAAGUGAUAUCAAUGAGACAUACACUUGUGAAGUGAAAUUUUAGCUGCAAUUGUUUGGGUAGCUUACAAAAAAGCUAGGAAAAACAUAAAUAUUCUAGAUUUUGAGAUUUAUAAAAUUUUGAGGGCAUGUGCUCUGUCUUUUUCAGAAAGUUUUCCUUCUUUCUAAUAAUUUUGUCCAGGGCCCGAAUUUUGUUGGUAGGUUUGCAGUUAGCCACAAAUGGGGCUGUUGCGCAUUUUCUUUUCAAUCAUUUUUGUAAAAUACAUGAAAAGUGAAGAAUCCCGAAUUUUACCUUUUCUUCAUUUAAUUAAAUUUUAAGUGGGAAAACGACUUCCUAAGUUGCUGAAAGUUCAACUUCACUCUAAACAGAAAAAUAUCGCGCCAACAGAUUUUGUGAUGUCCCAAGGAUCAUUAACCGUCAUGAUCCUUUCACCUGCGAUUGUUUAUAUACAUUCCGGUUGUGUAGUGGCCACGAUACAUUAGAUUCACUGUGGUUGAAACUAUGGGUUGUCCGCCUUUUAUGACAUAAUAAGGAGAAAGCCAAUGAGAAAUGUUCCUCUUUCCACCACAACUUCAAGCUCCUUUUUGUCAGUCAAAAAAGCUAUCUCAAGCUUUUUUAAACUCCUUGUUGUGUUCCUUGCUAAAAUUUACAUAAACAGCAUCUUUUUACUAUCAAUUCCAGGAUCAUGCAAGGAGGCAAAAACGUUGACUUUCUUGCACCGUACCGCUUUAGUUUAGAGUAUGAUUUUCACAACUUUUAGUCGAAUUUUGAGGUCGCUGUAGGCGCUUCAACUGAAGCAAAAGCCAAUAAAGUACUGUAAGAAUUUAGAGGUUAGGUUUUGCAAUUUAUGGUCAAGCUCAGCCGUUGAGCUCAGCUGUCACAGUUCGGACUCAAACCCAUCUGUUACUGUGCACCAAAAUUUUUUCAACAUUUUUGCUACUCAAGGAUGCAGAAACUCCCAAAAUUCUGACCUCAAGCCGUAAUUCGGCUCUUUUCUACCCUGAUAUUCUUAUAUUCUUCAGAAAGAAAGUAGAAAUUCUCUCAAAUCCUCCAAAUUCUUACCCAAAUUUACCAAUUUUCUGUAUUUUAUCAAACCCUCAAAAGAAGGAAAACUUGUGCUCUUUUCCUUGUGGUAUUUUUGUCGCAUUUUUUUGGGAAAGUUAGCUUUCUAUGGCCAAAAUUGUCUCUCCACGUGUUCUCAAAGCAAAUCCUAAAAAAUUGCUGUGAAUUGGCACUAAUUUUAUGAAAAACCCAUAAAAUAAGGAAACCUAACUUCCCAAGCUUUAAGGUGAUCACCUGAAAUUACGUAAGAACCUCAACAGUAUGAGUAUAAACUGUCGAAAAUUUAAAUGGAAGCUAGUCUGAAGUAUGUUUUGUUUUUUAUUGUUAUUAGGUACGAGAAUUUUCUUUGUUAGUUGAAACUUCCGGUGCAAGGAGGAGGCAAUUGACACUUUUGGAAAAAUAGAGGUCUCCAUGAAUUUAAGCUACAUUCAUUUAGAUUUUGAAGUAAAUUUUGCCCUAAAAAUGGACCACUUUAUCACUAGAUAAGGUACGAAUUCCAGCAUUUUGAUAUCCUCUUUCUCAUAAAAUUGCACAUGGAACACAAAACUAAUUCCUAACUAAGAUAUUAAAAAAAAAAAUUCGUGCGUAAUUUCGUGCGUAAAUUCAACCCUCCUUCUUACAGAGAAAACAAUAAUCUACUUAAGUUAAUUGCACACUAAAUGUUACCAUGAUAGUCUCUGUAGUAAGAAAAUAUGACAACCUCAACCUCAGUGUUUCGGCUCAGCUGUUGCACAUAAUUUGCCCUUUGAAUAACACAGGACGGAGGAGGAACACUGCUCAAUUGAAGAGCCUAGCAAAACCGUUGCGCAAUUUAACUCACAUAGACUCUGGUUUUUCAUGUGAGCGGGAAAUUCAAAUUUUUUGCAAUCAAUGCCAAAUAAAAACUUUAUUAUUUUGGUCUGGUUAUUAUUAAUAUCUGUUACUUUCGUUGCGCAAUCGUUUUCUACAUGAAAUUUUAAGGAGGAAAGGUAUUGCUUAAAUUCGCAUCUCGUAUAGUGGCCCAUUGACCUGUUGAACUUUACUUUCAGCCCUGGGACAUUUAACUUUCUUCUAGUCUUGAGACAAAGUUCAUUUCAAACUUUGCACUGGUCUAUCGCAAAAUCGCUAAAGUGUCACUCAUCUCCCAGCACCAGAGGCUUCGAUCAAGAUAGGUGCUCUCACUUCGGUAAUUUGAUUUAUUUUUUAGGGUUUGCACUAUUUCACAGAUUCUCAUUAUGUUAUAGAAUAGGUUUUUUGCAGUUUUUUUUUCCUUUUUGGUCAUUUCGAUGAAGAUUUUUUGAUGACCACUCGAUUUUUGUUUUGCAAACAAAGGUGUUGAAUUUUAUACUGUGAAAGAUAUGAAAAUCUCUAUAAGUGUUUAAAUCCAUUUAUUUUUUGAGUCCAUCUCUAUGUGCUGUGUUACAUUUUUCUUUAUCCUCUCUUCCAGCACGUAUCUUCAUUUUAGAUUGGAAGUCGGAGGUAGAAAAAUACUGAAUGUAACGCGAUUUUCAACUUUCCUGUCAAAACAGAUAGUUACUUUGCCCAAGUAACAACAGAAUUUUCUAGCAACUUUUUUAUAUUUGAGAGAACAAAGAAAACUCAAGGAUGGAGGAAAAAACCUUUUUUCUUUAGUGGUGAAACCAUUGUAAUGACUCUGAUCUCAGGACCUAAGCUCUUUUAAAUAUCCAUAAUCUCCAGGUCUCAAAGAGUUCUAAUGAAUUUCCAGAUUUUGGACACAGCAAUUUUCAUUACUUCCUUAAGCAUUGUUUUUUCACAAUACUUUUCUCCUGUUUCAUGAGCGAGGAUAAAAAUAGAAAUGAUAGAUAGAAAUGAUUGCAGAAUAGCAUUAGUAUUUUCUUUGCUUACGUUUUCUUCCCUUCUUCGGUGUAUCACAUCACGGAGGAAACAAUAUUGCUUACGUUGCACUCUUACAAUCAAGACUAUGAGCUCUCGGGGUUUUUCUAGGUCUUGUAUGAAUAAUUUAGAUACCUCUAUCCUGCAUUGUCUGAAACUUUGCAGGAACUGCACAACUAAAGGGAUUCCAAAACUGACCUCCUGUUUGCUAUUAGCAAAAAAAAAAAUUUCACUAAUAGCAAAAUUUUUUGAAUGCCAUGCCGGUGAUAUUUUCCCUUAGUUUCCUUUAAGUACUUUAGUGUCAGUUGGAUGACUGGACUACAUUUUGCAAUAAGGAACUAUAAUUUCUGGCUCAGUUUGGAAACAACGUAUGUGCCUUUAGUUUCCCUAAAUGACACAAGUGUUUUUAUGGAUGCGUCAAAAAUUGUAGUUCCUGAUUGCAAAACGUAGUCCAAUUGUACCCCGUCUUGCUUCCCUGCAACAGGCAACGCUGCUUCUGUCUCGGAACUCGAGUUGAAUUCCAUAAUUUACACACAAUUUUUAAGCCCCGACAUUGCUAUGUAUACUUUCCUCUUGUUUUGAACAAUUUUUGUGCGUACAUAUUUAGAUGCUUCUUAUGUUAAUUGAGUGUCAAUGCCGCACUACAUAUUUAUUUUUAUAGUCAAAAAAUAAAUCUCAAUCCAUCAGGUCAAA
Messenger RNA from Bemisia tabaci, 5283 nucleotides. NCBI's taxonomy places the organism in Eukaryota, Metazoa, Arthropoda, Insecta, Hemiptera, Aleyrodidae. The record is from RefSeq and is a predicted model, not a curated record.